This is a messenger RNA of Tachyglossus aculeatus (Australian echidna), 699 nucleotides long. It is a transcript of the gene CLRN2, whose product is annotated as clarin 2. The transcript has 3 exons. Lineage: Eukaryota; Metazoa; Chordata; Mammalia; Monotremata; Tachyglossidae. Bases 1 to 699 code for a protein of 232 amino acids. The record is from RefSeq and is a predicted model, not a curated record.
AUGCCUGGAUGCUUUAAAAAGACCUGGUUUGCCCUGGCAUCUUUCCUGAGCUUUGUGUCUUUUGUCCUGAUCAUCACUGCCAUGGCAAUCCCGCACUGGAUGAGUGGGAAAAUCCUUUGUAAAACUGGAGUCGAUCUGGUCAACGCCACGGAUCCAGAGCUGGUCAAAUUCAUCGGAGAUCUCUAUUAUGGACUCUUCCGGGGCUGCAAGGUGCGGCAAUGUGGGCUGGGGGGACGGCGGUCCACUUUCACCAUCUUUCCUCAUCUGGUGAAAUCGCUGAACUCGGGCCUUCACGUGAUGAUUUUACUCUUCUUAUUUGUGGCCAUGGCCUUGGCUCUGGUCAGCAUGGGAUUCGGAAUUCUCAAUAUGGUCAGCGUACCGUACCAGGCAGUAAAUGGCCCUGGGGGGAUAUGCCUGUGGAACGUACUUUCAGGCGGUUUUGUGUCCCUGGCGGUUACUAGCUUCAUGGCGGCUGUGAAAUUUCACCGCCUUACUGACCGAAUCGCCAAUUUCCAAGAAAACGUCUUCCAGUUUGUAGUUGUGGAAGAAGGGUACGAGGAGUCGUUUUGGAUCUGUGUGGCCAGUGCUACGGCUCAUGCGGCGAACCUGUUGGUCAUCGCCAUAAGUCAAAUUCCUCUGCCGGAACCAAAGACUAAAAUAGAAGAAGUGCAUGUUACUGCUGAAGAUAUAAUGUACUAG